UCUCCCAGUGGCAGGCCCUUCGAUAAAAUCAGGAACUUGCGCUGGCCCUGCAAUGUCAAGGGAGGGGGCUCCCCGAGGGCUCCUGUAGCUCAGGGGGCAGGCCCGAGCCUGGUGUCCACCCCACGGCCCAGCCGUCCAGUCCCCUGACGGGGUACCCCGUCCCAAGGGGCUCCGCUCUGGCCCCCACGGAGGCAGGGGACCCGACCCGCACAGAGCUCGGCUGGAUGUUACAGGCGUGCAAGAUGGAAGGGUUUCCCCUCGUUCCCCCUCCAUCAGAAGAGCUGGUUUCCUACGACGCGGACCUGUACCAGCGGGCCCCGCACGAGUACUAUCAGUACCUCAACAGCGAUGGGGACAGCCACAGUGACCAUUACUGGGACUUCCACCCCCACCACGUGCACAGCGAGUUCGAGGCCUUCCCUGAGAACCACUUCACAGAGCUGCAGAGUGUGCAGCCCCCGCAGCUGCAGCAGCUGUACCGCCACAUGGAGCUGGAGCAGAUGAACGUCCUCGAAGCCCCCAUGGUGCCGCCCCACGCCAGCCUCAGCCACCAGGGCCCCUACGUGACCCGGAUGUGCCUCCCGUACCCAUCCCUGUCCCCAGCGCAGCCCAGCUCAGAUGAGGAGGAGGGCGAGCGGCACAGCCCCCCGCUGGAGGUGUCGGAUGGCGAGGCCGAUGGCCUGGAGCCUGGGCCCGGCCUCCUGCACGGGGAGCCAGGCAGCAAGAAGAAGAUCCGCCUGUACCAGUUCCUGCUGGACCUGCUGCGCAGCGGUGACAUGAAGGACAGCAUCUGGUGGGUGGACAAGGACAAGGGCACCUUCCAGUUCUCGUCGAAGCACAAGGAGGCGCUGGCGCACCGCUGGGGCAUCCAGAAGGGCAACCGCAAGAAGAUGACCUACCAGAAGAUGGCGCGCGCGCUGCGCAACUACGGCAAGACGGGCGAGGUGCGCAAGGUGAAGAAGAAGCUCACCUACCAGUUCAGCGGCGAGGUGCUGGGCCGCGGGUCCGCGCCCGGCCGCCUGGCGCCGCGCUGAGCGCCGCCGCCCGCCGGACUGCCCGCUCUGUACAGCGCCCGCCGCCCCGCCAGCCCCGAGUAAAGUUAUUCUCGGCCGCGCCCCUGCGGCCAGGUCA
Messenger RNA from Octodon degus (degu), 1131 nucleotides. It is a transcript of the gene Spi1, whose product is annotated as Spi-1 proto-oncogene. Lineage: Eukaryota; Metazoa; Chordata; Mammalia; Rodentia; Octodontidae. Bases 225 to 1034 code for a protein of 269 amino acids. Gene Ontology annotation, cellular component: nucleus. The transcript is spliced from 5 exons. Gene Ontology annotation, molecular function: sequence-specific DNA binding; DNA-binding transcription factor activity, RNA polymerase II-specific. Gene Ontology annotation, biological process: regulation of transcription by RNA polymerase II; cell differentiation. The record is from RefSeq and is a predicted model, not a curated record.